Molecule: messenger RNA, 2929 nt
Organism: Phlebotomus argentipes
Lineage: Eukaryota; Metazoa; Arthropoda; Insecta; Diptera; Psychodidae
Product: WD repeat-containing protein 36
Exons: 4
Coding region: 193-2892 (899 amino acids)
Biological process (GO): rRNA processing
Cellular component (GO): Pwp2p-containing subcomplex of 90S preribosome; small-subunit processome
Molecular function (GO): protein binding
Source: RefSeq, a predicted model, not a curated record
AAAUAUUCCGAUUUCCUCUACAAUCUUCACUUUUCUGUCUGAGACCGUUACUUCUUCCCAAUCCGUUUGAAAAUCCAUCGCUGCCGAAAUAUACGCAGCCGUCGCUGUCACCGCAGCCGAAAUACACGUGUUUUUAUGCAUUUGUAAACAGAGCUGAGUUUUCCUGGCAUAUUCCUGAAAAUCCGCGGAGAAAUGUCUGGAAGUGUGGUGUUUAGGCGGAAUCGAGCCCUUGGCUAUGUGACUAAUCAUCUUCCGGCGACGGUGAAGUAUAUAAAGAAGAGAAAAGCCAGCGUGGUGGUGACUUGCAUUGGACGUUCGCUUCAUGCGUACGAAAGCCAGCAUUUCCGGCUCAUUUCCGUGGGCAGAAUCCAUCCCGAGGACAUCACGUGUGUAUCCUCAGACAACAGAUACGUCUACUCAGCGAGUGCCAAGAAGAUCUUCGCGUGGAGAUCCGGGAAUCAGUUGCUGCACACCUACGAAGGCCACGGAAGCAAUGUUCAUCUGCUGCUGCCCUUCGGUCAGCAUCUCGUGGCCGUGGACGAGGAGAGUGUGCUGCGGGUGUGGGACAUCGAGGCUGAGAGUGUCCACCUGGAGAUUCCCUUCGCUGCUGACGCGUUCAGGAUCUCAGCGAUCUCGCAUCCGGCGACGUACCUUAACAAAAUCCUUUUGGGCAGCGAACAGGGGCUCCUGCAGUUGUGGAAUAUCAAGAGCGGGAAGCUCGUGCACACCUUCCAGCCACUGGACAGUCGAGUGUUGGUGCUGGAACAGGCUCCGGCAGCGGAUGUCAUGGCAGUGGGACUUCAGAGUGGUGCAAUAAAACUGCUGAAUUUGAAGUUCGACGAGAUGCUGAUGGAGUUCCGCCAGGAUUGGGGUCCAGUGACGGGGAUCUCCUUCCGAACCGAUGGGCAUCCAAUCAUGAUAACAUCCAGUACGAAUGGAGAAGUGGUUUCCUGGGAUCUGGAGAAGAGGAAGAUUGUUAAUCAAUUGUCUGCACACACUCAGUCCGUGACAACGCUGAGCUGUCUGCCGAGUGAGCCUCUAUUCAUCUCCACAUCCCCGGACAACUCUAUUAAGAUGUGGAUCUUCGAUUUACCCGAUGGAGGGCCUCGUUUGCUGCGCUUCCGCGAGGGACACGCUGCUCCGCCUCUCUGCAUUCGCUUCCACGGGGCCAAAGGAGGCAACAUUCUGUCUGCUGGUGAGGAUUCCUCACUCAGAGUGUUCAACACCGUCACUGAGAAGGUCAACAGAUCCAUGGGACGCGCGAGUUACAAUAGAAAAGCCGCCAAGCGAAAUCGCAAGUACGAGGAUGUUCAUCUCAUGCCGCCGAUUGUGCAGUUCACGAGUGAAGUGACGCGAGAAAAGGAGUGGGACAGCAUUGCUGCCAUCCACACUGGCCUGGAUCUCGUGACAACGUGGUCGUACUAUGGCAGCAAGAUGGGAGACUUGAAGCUAAAGCCUAAGGCUACGGAUGAGAAGCACAGACAGAAGCUCCUCCAGGUUGAGGCCACGUGCAUCUGCCUCACCACUUGUGGCAAUUUCGUCAUUGUGGGCUACUCGUCAGGAGAUGUGCAGCGCUUCAACGUUCAGUCGGGCCUUCAUCGUGCCUCUUACGGUGCUCCAGCGCAUGAGGAUGCCGUGCGAGGAGUGGCUGUGGACGCUCUGAACCAGUAUGUGAUCUCUGGCGGCAGUGACGGAUCGGUGAAGUUCUGGAACUUCAAGUCAAACGUGACCACGUCAAUUGGGCGGAUUCGCAUGGAAGAUGGCCUGACAAUGUUCAGAGCGCAUCGUGAGAGUGGAAUGUUGUGCAUCGCCCUGGAGAACUACACGCUAAACGUCUUGGAUUGCGACACGAAAGUUGUGGUGCGGAAGUUUGUGGGUCACAAAGCGCCAAUCACGGACGUCUGCUUCAGUCCGGACAGCAGAUGGCUGAUCUCUGCCUCCCUGGACGCCACGGUGAAGGUGUGGGACAUUCCUUCGGCCUACAUGAUCGACCACUUCAAGCUGGAUGUGCCUUGCGUGUCCCUCAGCAUGUCUCCCACGGGAGAUUUCCUCGCCACGGCGCACAUUGACCACUUGGGCGUCUUCCUGUGGGCCAACAAAGCCCUCUUCGAUCACAUCUCCCUGCGAGCGCUGAAUCCCACGUCGGAAGCGCCUCUGGUGGAUCUGCCGGCGUCGGUGGAGGGCGCAGAUGUGGCGCAAUUGGACGAGGAGUUUGCAAAAGCUCUGGACUUUGGCGAGGAAAUCUCGAUAACCUACGAAACACCUCAGCAACUAGAUUCAGACCUGAUCACGAUGUCUGCCGCCACGAGUAGUCGCUGGCAGAACAUUUUCCAUCUGGACUUGCUGAAGAAGCGCGCAAAGCCGAGAAAUCCUGUGACAACUGAGAAGCACGCUCCGUUCUUCCUGCCCACAAUUCCUGGACUAGAGUUUAAAUUCGAUCUCAGCCAGGCGCAAAGUCAAAAGGAGGCGUCAAAGGUGAUAAUUCCCAAGAAUUUCAACAACUUCACUGACUUCGGCAAGAUUCUCAACGACACUGUCUCCGGAGGAAGUGUCCAGCCGGCGAUUGAUCACAUAACCAAGCUGGGACCCUCGAUGGUGGACUUCGAGAUAAAAUCCCUCUCUCCAGACGCCGCAGGAUCGAUUGAACUCAUGGAACAGUUCCUCCUCAUGGUUCUCGACAUGCUGCAAUCGAAUGCGAACUUUGAACUGGCGCAAACCUAUCUGGCCGUCUUCCUGCGCGAGCACGGCGACACAGUGACCCGCACGGACUCCCUGCGCGCCCUGCUGGACUCCCUGGCGGAGGCACAAGAGCGCGGCUGGAGGAAACUCGAGCAGAAGCUGCUCUACGGCCUGGGAGUGGUGGGAAUGCUGAGAAAUUACGCAUCUCUGUAGGAAAAAGAAUCACUUCAAUAUAUUUCAGCGCGCAGAA